Molecule: messenger RNA, 1566 nt
Organism: Calypte anna (Anna's hummingbird)
Lineage: Eukaryota; Metazoa; Chordata; Aves; Apodiformes; Trochilidae
Gene: CBX2
Product: chromobox 2
Exons: 5
Coding region: 1-1566 (521 amino acids)
Biological process (GO): negative regulation of transcription by RNA polymerase II
Cellular component (GO): heterochromatin; PRC1 complex
Source: RefSeq, a predicted model, not a curated record
AUGGAGGAGCUGAGCAGCGUGGGAGAGCAGGUCUUCGCCGCGGAGUGCAUCCUCAGCAAGCGGCUCCGCAAGGGCAAGCUGGAGUACCUGGUCAAGUGGCGAGGCUGGUCCUCCAAGCACAACAGCUGGGAACCCGAGGAGAACAUCCUUGAUCCAAGACUCCUCCUCGCUUUCCAAAAGAAGGAACACGAAAAAGAAGUGCAGAAUCGGAAGAGGGGGAAGCGGCCCAGGGGCAGACCCAGGAAACACGUGGAACCAGAGAUGCCUGCAAAAACUAAGUCAAGUAGCUCUUCCUCCUCCACAUCCUCCUCUUCCUCCUCCUCUGAUGAAGAGGAUGAAAGUGACCUGGAAGCAAAGAGAGGUCCCCGCAGCAGAGAGACUCACCCAGUACCCCAGAAGAAAGCUCAGAUCUUGGUGGCAAAGCCUGACAUGAAAGAUGCUUCCAGGAAGAAGCGUGGGCGAAAACCUCUUCCCCCAGAGCAGAAAGCAGCUCGAAGGACAGUGAACCUGACAAAGGUGCUGAAAACAUCCCGGAAAGAGGUUGGUGGCAGCAGCAAGCUGCUGGGAAAGCUGCAGCCCCAGCACAGCACACAGGGCUCAGGCAUGGCCUUGCUGAAGGACCCACCAGGAGCCUUGGCUGGGCUCAGCACAGGGGGUUCAUCUGCAGAGAACCUGCCCAACAUGAUGAAAAGUGGUUCAACCAGCCCCAGCCGGGCCAUCAGCUGGCAGAGCUCCAUCGUGCACUACAUGAACAGGAUGUCCCAAAGCCAGAACUCGGCAGAGACCUCGCCCCUGGGCAGGCUGGCACUGAAGGCCCAGGCAUCCGGCAAGAGCAGCUUAGGGUUGGACUUAAAAAUGAGGAACCAGAAAGGAUCUGGGGAGCUUGGGCUCAGCAUGCCGGGACCCAAGGCUGCCAAAGCUCCCGGCAGCGGCGCUGGAGGGGACCAGAAAUCAGGGUUUCCUGCAGGAGGCCAAGUGAUGCACAAUGGCAGCAAGACACCAGCAAGCUCGUCUGGGGCCAGCAACCAGCCAGCCUCCAACCAGGAGCUGAACCUCCAAGCCCUGAACUUGCAGAGCGUCAAAAAUGGUCCGAGUGGGGCCAGCGGGAGCAGCCUCCCUCGCCACCUCUGCAGCACCCUGGCCAAAGGUGGUGGCACAGCCCCCAGCGGGAAGGGCAGCGCAGUGGGCGCCGGGGUGAACACUGCUGGCACUGGUACUCUCUCAGGGGGGGACGGCAGCAAGAGUGAGAAGCACCGAGCAGGGGACAGGGACUUGGCCAAAACCAGCACGCAGGAGGGGCACACAGCCGUGGAGAACCGCAAGCCGGCCACGCUUUCCGAAAUGAGCACAGGCGAGGAGACCAGCUCGGAUUCGGACCGGGAUUCGGCAUCCUUCCCAGGCGUGGGUCAGAACAUGUCUGUCUCUAUCCAGACCAGCCAGGACUGGAAGCCCACCCGCAGCCUGAUUGAGCACGUCUUUGUCACUGAUGUCACCGCUAACCUGAUCACUGUGACGGUCAAGGAGUCCCCCACCAGCGUUGGGUUUUUCAACCUACGGCAAUACUGA